This is a messenger RNA of Camelina sativa (false flax), 2871 nucleotides long. RefSeq lists its product as uncharacterized. The record is from RefSeq and is a predicted model, not a curated record. NCBI's taxonomy places the organism in Eukaryota, Viridiplantae, Streptophyta, Magnoliopsida, Brassicales, Brassicaceae.
CAAUUAAAAAGAAAAAGAAGAGAAGAGUCACCAAUCAAAUCGUUCUUCUCCUCUCUCUCUCUCUCUCUUUCGUCUUCUCCAAUCGAAUUUUUUCUCCAAAGAUUUCAACGCUUAAUCUGAAUCCUUCUUCUUCUUACGCUUAUUAGUAAGUUGAUACAACGAAUUUGAGGAUAAGAUGAUCAAAGCCGCCAUGGAUCUCGGUUGUUUGGAUUUGGGAUGUCUUUCUUCACUCUCUGACAAGAAAACCGCCGCCGCCGGUGUUUCUGAUCCUCUUCAAUUCUCUUCGUCCCCUUCGAAAUCUUGCAAGAACAAGUCACCAAGAGAGACAUCAUCAGCGAUUAGGAAAUCACAAUCAAAGAGGUCUUCUUCUCAACGUAAAACCUCACCUCUUGGCUGGUUCCCUCGGAGUAGAAAGGGGGAUUCAUACUUGAAUAGGAAGAUUAAGAAGCUACAGGAGGUUGGAGGAAUGAACCAGACGCUGGAUGAGACUCUUGGCGACUCUAAUCCACACUACUGUAAGAUUGUAAGGGAACAGAUGGCUGUGAGGGAGGCUGCAGGUAAAGCCAUGGAGCUCCGUAAAGCUGCUCUCGUUGAAGCAUCUUGGUGUAGAAUACUUCGAGCUGCUAGGAUUCCAUGUACAGAAGCAGAAACUUUAAUGGAAAAUGCAGAAAAGGCUGCAGUAGAAGCUUUUGAAGCGGCAUCUGCAAUGGGAGUGAUAAUGCAUGAUAAACCAAAUAGCUCGAGGAAACAAUAUCGUAUCGAAACAUCAGGAACACAUGGAAGGGGAUCUCCUACUCAUACCGUUACUGCGUCUUUCGAAACUGCCUUUGAUGUGGAUAAAGAAGUAGCUGCUGCUGUUAAAACUGCAUUCGCUAGGCUUGCAAACUCCCCCUCUGUCAGUAAAGCUGAGUUUAGAGACCUUCUGAAGAAAAUCAGCGAGCAUCCUGAUGUGCGUGAUAAUCAUGAGAUCACUGAGAUGUCUUCAGAAUGCGACACUGAGUCAGAUUCUGAACUGGGAAUUCUACACAAGGUUGAUGAAGAAGUGGCUGAAUGCGAGGAGACUUCAUCCUUCAAAACGAGACAGUUAAAAGUCAAGAGGCGGCAGUCCUUUGGGAAGUUUAGCAGGGAGAAGCUGCUGGAUAUGUUGCUUGAGAGGCUUCAGGGCUUACAAGAAGAUCAUCUUUCAAGUCUUGCCUCUGUAGUAGCAACUUGUGGUUUAAAUGAGGCCUUGAGGGGACAUACCACAAGCAUCGAGGAACCAACCGUUUCAGACCAUGGGAAUUCUUCUUCAAUGGAUAUAAGAUCAAGAAGAGAUUCUAAGUGCGGGUCCUUAAUGGAAGGAAAAACAACAAGGAAUGGAACAGAGACAGAGAUUCCGAGUUUGGACAAGUAUCUAGUUAAGCACAUGACCAAAUUAGAAAGAGAAGUCUAUGAAGCCAAAAGGGCUUCAAAGGAAAAUUCUGACAAAGACAGAAAGGUUCCUCAAGGUGUUGCAAGUGAUCCUGUUCCAGAUUUGGGAAGCAUCCUUAUGAAACAUUCUUCAAGGCUUGAGAAGGAGGUCGAAGAAGCCAAGAAAAACCCAGGAAUAAAUUCUAGAAAGUACCAGAAGAACUCAAGCAGAAACAAAACGUCAAUGGAUCCUAUCCCGGACUUGGAAAGUUUGCUAGUGAAAAAGCAUGUUUCUGAACUGGAGAAGGACGUUCAAGAAACUAUAAGGAACUGCGGAAAAAUGUAUGAGAACGUGAAGAAGCCGGGAAAGAAAGAGAGUUCGUCUGAGGUUCCCAGCCUGGAUAGUUGUCUGGUAAAACAUGUCUCCAAGCUAGAGAAAGAAGUCCAAGAUGCAAAGAAGAGAAACCAAGAAGAACUUGAUUCAAGAAAUUUAGAAACUGUUUCAAGUGUGGCGGCUGAAGAAUUGGGAAAAGAAAACGUAGACUUGAACAAUAAAGCUGAGGGUCAAGAAGAAAGCUUAGACAAGAUCUUGGUCAAACCGGUUCACAGGUUGGAAAGAGAGAAAGUUGCAUCAGAAGCACUUUAUGGAAAUCGGAGGAUUCAAAGGAGAAAACAAGCAGCAAAAACAGACUCAGAUUAUGAGAGUUUGGACAAAAUUUUGGUGAAACAUGUUCCAAAGCUAGAAAAGGAGAAGCAGAGGUUCAAAACUAAAUUAGAAGAGACGGAAAACUCAGUGAACAAUAAUGAAGGUAGCUUGGAACAAACACGGGAAAAACAUAACCAGGGACCUGAGAGCACGAAGACGGCAAAACCAAUUCUCACCAGACAACAAAUGAGGGAUAUAGAGAUACAAGAAACUUGGGGUGGUUUAGGCCUUGGGGAGUCAAAGAUCAAUAGCCAGAAGAGACUCGAUAUCAAGAAAACAGAAGCUACUGAGCAUUUGGGAGAAGUCACAAGACCGAUUCUUACUAGACGACAAGCGAGGGACAAAGAAAUGCUAGAAGCUUGGGGCGGUUUAGGACUUGGGGAGUCAAGCCUGCACCAAAAUAAGCAGAAAACGAAACCUGAAACCGAGAAGACAGAGAAAGCAAUACCACUGUCAACAAGAAGACAAGCAAGGGAUAGAGAGAUGCAAGAAGCUUGGGGUGGUUUAGAUCUCGGGAACUCGAUUCGACCGAGUCUGUCAAAACUUGAAAGAGAGAAGGCUGCAUGGAUUAAGGCCGAGAAAGAGGAAACUACCGGAGGAAACUAAUGUGCAGUGGAACAGAACAUAGAAACAUAUAGAUUCUUAUAAUAAAUGGACAAUUAGAUCUAGAUUCUUAUAAUAAGGAUCUAGCUAGUUUCAAAGAAAAUAAUGUGUAAAUUUCAUUUGGUAACAGUUUUAGCGUGUAUGUAAUAAAAGUUUUCUUUUGUUAAGGAUUA